Bursaphelenchus xylophilus (pine wood nematode) is the source of this 1411-nucleotide messenger RNA. The record is from the annotation of a GenBank genome assembly. NCBI's taxonomy places the organism in Eukaryota, Metazoa, Nematoda, Chromadorea, Rhabditida, Aphelenchoididae.
AUGCAGUCACCCCUUCAAUUGGUCUUAUUAAUAUUCAUCUUAACCAUCACUAUCACCACAGUCCGACCUGAAAGAGCCUUCAGAAGAAUCCGAGAGCUUCUUGGAGCUGAUGAAUCCCCAUCUCAAGAAGAACUUCUGCGGAUUUGUGCCAACAUAUUAUCAUCUAGGAACGGUGAGUGCAUCAACCAGAGUCUAAAUCUUCGAUUUAGCUCAAUUUUUCGAAGAGAAUGUAGUCCUCAGUCCAGAUGGCGAUGAAAUUCCGUUGAGUUUGGUUCAGAAAGAGAUCCCAGAAGUCAAAUACGAGGUGAGUUUACAGACCUACUUAACCGUACUUUACCAUCAUUCUAAUUAUAUUACUUUAGAUUGUUGAUCCCACAGACAGACUUGAGAGGAUUGCCCGGACUCUCAGGUCGAGUGUCUAUGCCCCCAAACUCUGUGAACCCGAGAAUUUUUUCCCCAAAGUCCUCGACCACCAACUAAGUUGUAAACAAGUGAGUCUUGAACACGUCCCUCUUGUCUCUAAAUGCAGUGCUUAUCUGUAUUUAGGUGAGGCCUAUGGCACCCGAAUCAAUUUUAGUUGCCAUUUUCACACAUUUUCUCGUUCAUACCUGUGAAAACGGCGGUUAAUCGAUCUUACCACACACUGAAUCAAAAUGAAAAUUCGUAUUUUCGGAGGAAAAUUUUCAUAAUUUGUAGAUGGCAAUAGUGAAUUGGCCCUGCAUUAUCAGUCACUUUCUAACCUUCCUGCUGUCCCCCCUUUUUGAAGUGAUCCACAUCAAAAAUGUGUAAUCCCACAAAAAAAAGAUCCUGUUUUUUUGAAAACAGGACAUGACUUUGGUAGUAGAGCAAAUGUUUUCACUUAAUCUUGGAAUUAUGCACUUCGAUGACGCCAAAUCCUUUCGAAUCCAUCCGGCAAUGUGUUUCUCCACCAUUCUUUUUACAAACAUCACCGAAUUUUGUAAAGUUUACGUUUAAUCCCGACUUUGGAAGUAUUAAGAGGUUUCAGUGAUAUCAAGGUGACAUUAUUCUGAAUAUCAGGAUAGGUAUUUUUCAGUCAUGAUAUGACUGUAGUCCUCUUUUCAAGGAUUAACUGUUUUAGGAUUACCUGUCCAGGGCAAAGCGAAUCACAUUAAUCCGUUAAAAAAAGUUACGUGAAGAGAUUCCCAGUCGAGUAACGAGCUCUGGUUGGGAACUAAUUCCAUUGUCCUUUGCGUUCCCGUAACUCCUCGAUGUUUUCUUAUAACAAUUCCUUCAGAUCUGCCAAUCUUGUGUCCCAGGCUCGGCCGCAGUCUGCCAUCAGAAGAACCAUCGGUUCCCAGGUGUUGCCCAAACUUGUUUCUGCACUUAUGACACGGACAGACCUCUUCACAAUGCAGUCCUUGUGCUCAAGAACGGCGUCUCCCAGAUAUAA